Metopolophium dirhodum (rose-grain aphid) is the source of this 594-nucleotide messenger RNA. RefSeq lists its product as uncharacterized. NCBI's taxonomy places the organism in Eukaryota, Metazoa, Arthropoda, Insecta, Hemiptera, Aphididae. The transcript has 6 exons. The coding region runs from base 13 to 594 and encodes 193 amino acids. The record is from RefSeq and is a predicted model, not a curated record.
CAAGUUUGUACGAUGGAAGGUGAUACAUUAUUCAAUGAAGCUCGAGAACUUGAAAAAAGAUUUCUUCAAUACAAACAAUUUUGGGAUAAUUUAAUGCAGCAAUCAAAUUUACUGGAUAAAGAAAAGUUGUUGCUGUGUAAUCAAUUAUCAAAAUUGAAUUUCAAAAUAAACAAUUUACAAAUAAACAAAUCCCAUCUUGACGAACUAAAGUGUAAAUUAGAAAUGGAUGUGGAAGAAUUAUCUGAAAAAAGUAAACAAUAUGAAUUUUUAAAAACCCAUCUUGAAGUUCUAAAUCAACGCAAAGAUCAAUUGGAAAAAUACUCAUUAACAAAAGGAUUGGAAUUUGAAGAAAAUAUGUUAGAAGAUAAAAUAGAUAAUGUAUGGAAGUAUUUCAACGAUAAGGAUUCUAAAUUGGAUGAUGAAAUUAAAGAACUAGAAUUGAAAUUGGCUAAUCGCCAGGAGAUGGUAUCUAAAAUGUUUGAGAAAGAGUGUAACCAGUACAAGAAAUCUAUAGAGAAACUUAACGAUGAAAACACUGUAUUAAAUAAAAAGUUAAGCUUGAUUAGUAAGAUCAGAGAAGACUCAAAAGUAUAA